Messenger RNA from Magnolia sinica, 2682 nucleotides. Its product is annotated as putative disease resistance protein RGA1. The record is from RefSeq and is a predicted model, not a curated record. Bases 1 to 1539 code for a protein of 512 amino acids. The transcript is spliced from 9 exons. Lineage: Eukaryota; Viridiplantae; Streptophyta; Magnoliopsida; Magnoliales; Magnoliaceae.
AUGGGAGAAUUAAAGUUUCUUCAGACCUUGCCAAUAUUCAUCAUUGGUCAGGAUAGAGGAUGUGGUAUAAAAGAGCUGCAAGACCUAAACCUUCGAGGAAGCUUGAUUAUUCGAAACCUCGAGAACGUGAUGAGUAGAGCAGAUGCACAGGAAGCAAACUUGAAGGAGAAGCCAAACCUUCAUAAGUUAUGCUUUUCAUGGGGUUCAUGGGGUCAUUAUAUUGAUCUUAAGUUGGCAGGAAAUGUUGAGGAAACCUUUGAAGGUCUCCGACCACAUUCGAAUCUCAAAAGGUUGGAGGUCAAAGGGUACGUGGGUGUCAGAUUUCCGCAUUGGAUGACUUCUUUGAAUCUGGUUGAAAUCUCACUGAUCAAUUGCAGAAGAUGCGAACAGCUCCCCCAGCUUGGCCAAUUACCAUUGCUUAAGGUUCUUGUGAUACAGGGAAUGCAUGCUGUGAAAUCUAUUGGGAACCUUUUCUAUGGUGACAAUGUUGCAGAGGGAUUCCCGUCACUGGAAAAACUCAGGUUGGAAGAUAUGCCUAAUUUAGAGGAGUGGUCAGGAUUCAACGGAAGAGAAGUACUCCCCUGCCUUAACCGAUUAUUUGUCGUCAGAUGCCCAAAGUUAACAACACUUCCAUGCCUUCAGUCUCUGAAAAAAUUGAAAUUGAAAGAUAGUAAUGAGAUGUUGUUAGGUUCAGUGGCAAACCUAACCUCGCUUUCCUACUUGAAUAUUGAAGAUUUCAAGGAGCUAAGGUCGUUGUCGGGUGGGUUGUUCCCAAAUCAUACCCGUCUCUUGACCCUAAACAUUUGGGGUUGCGCAAAGCUUGAGUCUCUGUCGAGGGAGCUUGGAAACCUUGCUGCUCUAGAGUCUCUGUCUGUUGUAUACUGUGAUGAGCUGGUAUCAUUGCCGGAGGAGUUACAAAACCUCACCUCUCUUCAGAAGCUACGUAUUCAAGACUGCAAAGGUCUAACGUCGUUGAGACUACAAGGCUUGAGCUCUCUUAAACAUCUUACCAUUCAGUCUUGUAAAAGCCUAACGAGUUUGAUGGGGGGCCUGCAACACCUCACUGCCUUACAAUCCUUGUACAUUAUGGAAUGUCCGGAGCUGGCUUCUUUACCAGAGGAUAUGCAACACCUAAUGUCCCUUCGACAACUUAGAAUCUGGCACUGUGAUAAGUUGACAUGUUUGCCGGAAUGGCUAAAACAUGUCACAACACUGGAAGAGCUAAGUAUCUGGGGUUUGAAAAGUCUAACGGCUCUGCCGGAGUGGAUAGGAAACCUCUCCUCGCUUCAAUAUUUGAAUAUCAUCAAAUGUGAUAAAUUGGGGUGUUUGCCAUCCGGGUUGCAACUCCUAACAAAUCUCGACCGUCUAAUUAUCAGAGAUUGUCCCCAAUUAGAGAAGCGAUGCGAGAAGGAGAAAGGCGAGGAUUGGCACUACAUAGCACACAUCCCAGAUAUCGAGAUUGGAUAUACCAAAUCCGAAUCCGAAUCCGCGAGAGGAGGCAAAGGGUGUGGUCGUCUGUUGGGGUUGAAGAGGAGAUAGCAUCAACGCUCAUCUUCCUUCCGUCCUUCAUUCCUCUUCCCUCCCUUCGACUGCGAUGGAGAGACACAGGGCAUCAAGCGUUGACAAUUCAAGAGCUCAUAAUAAUCUAAGGCUAAUGCUACUCCGAUUGCUUGCAUGGUUGAGGUUAUUUCGUGGAUAAUCAGUUCAAAUCCAAGCAAACAGAACAUUUAAACACAAUCAUUUCGUUGCGAGUGGGAGUCGUGCAAAUUAGAUGGUGAAGGGGCCUAGCAGCACAUGACAAUGUGGUACUCUAGUGGGAGGCUGAACAAGGCCACUGGUGAUUGAAACAAAAAUCAGGCCGGUCUGCUUAUCAGAUAUUCAGGAUUAGAGGCAUGCUUAAGGAUGGCAGAGACAACAUGAAAUUUGUCUUGUCAAGCUAAUUAGGAAGGGAUCCUCAAACAGAGUGGAGUUCUUGACUAUUGGAACCGACGAGGAGAUUUUCGUGAAUUGAUAGCAGACGGAGACUCUAUAAUGCUGUCUCUUAGGCCUCUAGGAAGUGCAUUCCCACUUUGAAGCUGAGCCCUCUCUUGAAUGAAUUAAGGCACAUGUUCCACCCUUAAGAUCUUCUGCUCUAAAAUCAGGCCACCAACAAACAAGAUGAAUGGAUGAGUAGAAUUUUUGAGGCUUGUCUUCUUUCAGUAAUUUGAGUAGUCCUUGAAAGAUAUUCAGUGAUAAGUGCCCGAGAAGAGCAAAAAGAAAUCAUUCAUAAGGCAGGAUCACAACAUUGAUGUAAAAUCUUUUUUCAAUGAAAGGAAUUGGGAAAUUGGUUACAACGGUUGCAAGGAAUGCUCAGUGAUGUGAAGUGUAGAUUGAGCUGUUGGACCAUACCAGGAAGUGUCAAUAAUGCAGCCCAAGUUGGAGCAGUGGAAGAAUAUGUAGUGAUUUUUUUUUAUUCAAAUAAAAAUACUAGCUAAUUCUAUUUUUUCUAUUUUUAAGAUGUGUAUGCUAUUUCUAAUGUAGUAUAAGCCCGGUAGGCAGUAGCUUUUUCCAUAUUAUCUCUGUAACUAAGGCCUUCAUCCAAGGAACUGAGAGAUUAUAUGGCUGGGAUCAGUUAUAAAAGGACUUAGACUGAUACAUUGUAUUUAAAGAGAUAAAAUACUAUUGGACGCAUGGUUUAAUACU